AAUGUUUAUGUUUUUGAUCGGGAGUUCUAGUUCAGGCUCAUGCCUUUGUUUUCUCCCCGAGAAUAAGUAUAAAUGCUCUUAAUGGUGGCGGUGGUCUGCCUCUGCGUUCAUCGAACUCGAAGCCGUAUUAGGCAGAGUCCAAAAGUUGCAAAUGGUCUGCGGACUUCGACCUCUGGUUAGCUCAUGCUCGUUCUACUUGUGCGCUACCCCGUGUCGCGCUCUCAGCGUUAGCAGGAAGUUGGUUCUUGCAUACUCGAGAUGGCACCGGUGGGCCUAUCCGCACGUGGUCCCCAACAGUUGGAAAUGGCUCCCGACAGCAGGUCGGUUUCUCUUUGGUGCGGGAAAAAAGCCUCUGCCUAUCUGUUGUGCGGUGGGGGUACAGCAUCCGUGAUUGUUUUGCUGUGUUGCGGUGGACCCGCCGUACCAGAACAACAGAAUGACAACUUCUAUUCGCGCACCAGUCGCAGCAGCAACGUGAUUCGAAGGACUCUGCCCGUAUCGACGUCAGAGGUUUGGGACAAGAGAAGCCGAGAAGAAAGAUCUCCCGCCUCUUCGCCCACGCAACAAGCGGAGCGAUUCGCAGCCAGUUCGACGACUAGGUUAGCAAGUUCUGCAAGAACCAAAGUUUUACAAAUCGCAUCCCAGACCGAGAUCAAGAAGCCCGACUCGGACUGCUUUUUGGAGGGGCUGUAUUUUCGCGAUGCGGGUACUUUGGUUGAGUCCUGUGGGUUGACCGGUCGGUCCGAGCUGAAGGAGCUGAAUUUCCAGGCCCCCUCGCAGUUGAAGGUAAGCAAGUCCAUCCGCGUCCCCCGCGUGUUUUCCGAAGGGACGGUGGACCUGGGCAACCGCACCUACUCCCUGACCUACCAGCAGCGGGAAAUGCACAUCUACGACAAGAAGACGUGGCGGUUCCAGAGAGCGGUGCCUUUUCCGCACGGCCAGGGCUGGGGGCUGACCACAGACGGUUGUCGUCUGUUCGCUACCACCGGGGACGCGCACCUUUACCAUCUGGACGCAGAGGGAAAACUGCUCCGGAAAGUGCGGGUCGUAGACGCGACGACAAGGAAGCCCGUGAAAAUGUUGAACGAGAUCGAGUUCGUGGCCCCAAGCACGAUCUGGGUGAACAUCUGGCUCACCAACCGCGUGGGGCGGCUGAACCCCUGGACCGGACGCAUCGAUCGGUACAUCGACCUUCGCGUCCACAAAUGGUUCGGUGACAGCACUCCGAAUGGGAUAGCGUACAACUGGGAGUACGGCGCCCUGAAACUUCUCAUGGCCGGCAAGCUCUGGAACAAGAUCUACGUGCUGGAGCUCAAAUCCGCCGAGGACCUCUGUGGGACAGACAGGAGCGGCCGGGCGAAAGCGAAUUCCACCGCGCGUCUCAGCGGUUCCACCGGGCAGCAAGUCGCAGCGGCUUCGCGGCAAGUAGACGAGACGAUCUGCGCGGAGGCGCCGCGGUCUGCGUGUUACCUCCAGGGCGGGCUGUUGCGGUUUGGGGACCGCACCAUUGUGGACCCGAGCACGAGUGGCAGUGUACAACUUCCGGCUCCCGGCGUGGGGUCAACAUCUGCGGUGGUGCAAAGCGCUGCAGCCGCCGUCUCCAAAGCGAUGAACUCGGUGAGCAGCUCCGGCGCGGCCGGGCGACAACCUGUGGUUGACGUGUCUUCUGCGAAUGCGCGAGGGCCCCAGAUAAGUGCUUCGGAGCCCGCGGCAGAGCCGACGAAAGCGAGCUCUCCUGCGGCUGCGUUUGCAGAGUUGGUAGUGUUCUCCGUCGUAUUGACAUUGCACCUACUCUCAUGGAGAGCUCUGCGACAAGUGUGCGCGGGAUGA
Molecule: messenger RNA, 1830 nt
Organism: Amoebophrya sp. A120
Lineage: Eukaryota; Dinophyceae; Syndiniales; Amoebophryaceae
Source: the annotation of a GenBank genome assembly